Scleropages formosus (Asian bonytongue) is the source of this 3700-nucleotide messenger RNA. RefSeq names its product UDP-N-acetyl-alpha-D-galactosamine:polypeptide N-acetylgalactosaminyltransferase 3 (GalNAc-T3) (gene galnt3). The record is from RefSeq and is a predicted model, not a curated record. Gene Ontology annotation, molecular function: polypeptide N-acetylgalactosaminyltransferase activity. Gene Ontology annotation, cellular component: Golgi apparatus. Gene Ontology annotation, biological process: protein O-linked glycosylation. The coding region runs from base 1489 to 3366 and encodes 625 amino acids. The transcript is spliced from 11 exons. NCBI's taxonomy places the organism in Eukaryota, Metazoa, Chordata, Actinopteri, Osteoglossiformes, Osteoglossidae.
UGCUGAGCUAGAGCGACCGGACAGGGUCAAAGUGGUCAGUCUGAGUUUGCAGCAUCCAUCGUGUCCGCAAGAUCUCGGUCUGAUGAGCUCUACGUGACAUGAUGAUGUGCGUGAUCUCGGUGGGCUCUCCACGUGCGGCUGCUGGCUUGCUUUUGGCCGCGCCACGCGAACGGAGCGGACCGCAUCCAGCGCGGCCGCGCUUUCCGCACGCUCGGGGGCUGCUAGUAUUAUUAUUUGCGGCGAGGCGACAGCGAUCUGUUUAUUCUGUGUGUGUGCGUGCGCGGGGCUCCUCGUGCCAGACACGGACUGCUCCGUGCUCACGCGCCACUCAGGCACGACGAUCGACGACGCACGUAGGUCGGACACACCGUGGACUUUGAAGGAGGUUCACAUGCUUUAGAGUUUAGCCCCAUCUUCUCAGGGGGUCGGGGCCAGAGGGGAGCCCCGGGCCGCUUAAUUAAGCGACCUCCGGUUGAUUUUCCGGGGGUCUUUUUGUGUCCUCUUCCCCCAUCCAAGGGCACGGUCGGGUGGUCUCCGAGCGGCCCGGGGGGCUUCGCGUUCCACAGCAUCGUGUCGCCAGGCAACGGCUCCACUGAAAGAGCCCCUCAACAAAUCCUAUUACUCUUAAAGAAGUGACAUUACUAAAGGAUCAGUGGUACCCUGCUGUGGCUGGGACUGUGGCUGGGACUGUGGCUGGGGCGGGGGGAGCCUUUCUAAAAUAUCCCGCUGGAGAAACGUGGCUUCGAAAGUGCGCGUUUUUUUAAAGGAAACACGAGGAACUCGCUUAAAAGCAACGCAGUGGUAGCUGAGUCUUUUUUUAAUAAAGAAGAAAUUUAGCUUAAAGAUAAAAGUCAGCAGCAGCAAUAACUUAUAACAAUUCGCCUCGCUAAUUUCAUCAAGCACUAGUAGAGGCUCAGGCUGCGACAGUCGGUCCCGUUCUGUGCUCGGUUCUCGAACCGGAUCGCACGGCGCAGUUACCGCCGCCGGUAGAUCCCGGCGAGAUCGCAAAGGUGCAAAGAGAGAGAAAACCUGGCUGUUUCAGCGCGUUGCACGUCCGUCGACGACGUGCCUCAUGAGCCGUGGAGCUGGAGGCACCUUACUUUAUCAUGAGGGAAAUAUGAACGAAAGAUGGGUCCGCGGAGAGCCACGCUGCUCCGAUCCUGCUCGGAGAUGUGUGUGCGUUCGGAUCUCCUCCCUCCACCUGCAGCAGACACACCUGGAUCCAGCGAGGCGGAAGUAGCUGCUCGCGCGACUCUGACGGGUGACUUCGCGCUGGAUCCUCCUCGAAAUGUCGAUAUUCCGGAUCUGAACCCGCGUAUUCAGACGUGAUCUCCAGGGGCUCUCUGACCCGGCGCGGCACAGAUGCGUUUACCAGGGUAAAGUCCCUCGUGCGAGUAAGGUCCCACAGCCAACCCCUGGAAAAUUUAGUGUGCUGUGGAGAAGUUUUGACCCCAUUCCUAAUCAGUUUAGUGUGCCAUAACCGAAAACAUGACUACUCUGCGAAGACUUAUGAGACGGCGAUUACACCCAUGGAAACUGGCACUCGUGGCCCUUGUUUUUGUUACCGUCCUGUUCCUCAUCCAGCGCGAGGUGGUGAGCCAGGGCACCGAAGAGGAGCCCUGGCUACGUGACAUUGUGGUCAAGCGUGACACCGUGCUGGGCAUGGUGAUGGGUGCCGUAGGCAACUUCGGCCACGCUAAGCCCAAAAUGCAGAUUGGGGCCCCAGUCCGGCAGCCAGGAAACCCAACAGGGAGCCUCUCGUGCUUGCCAGGGUACUACACUGCAGCUGAGCUCCGGCCAGCCCUGGAGCGCCCUCCUCAGGACCCCAGCGCACCCGGGGCAUCGGGGAAACCCUUCCGCAUGGACAAGCUGAGCCCUGCAGAGCAGGAGGAGAAGAAGAGAGGAGAGGAGAAGCACUGCUUCAAUGUGUUCGCCAGCGACCGCAUUUCAUUGAGUCGGGAUCUGGGGCCCGACACCAGGCCGCCUGAGUGCAUUGAACAGGCCUUCAAGCGCUGCCCAGCUCUGCCCACCACAAGCGUGAUCAUUGUGUUCCACAAUGAGGCCUGGAGCACGCUUCUGCGUACCGUGUACAGCGUCCUGCACACCUCGCCCGCGAUCCUCCUGAAAGAGGUCAUCCUGGUGGACGAUGCCAGCACCGAUGUGAUUUUAAAAGAUGAGCUCGAUAACUAUCUGCAACAGCUGCACCUUGUGCGGGUGGUGCGGCAACGGGAGCGGAAGGGCCUGAUCACGGCGCGGCUGCUGGGUGCCUCAGUUGCCACCGGCGACGUUCUCACUUUCCUCGACGCACACUGUGAGUGUUUCCACGGCUGGUUGGAGCCGCUGCUGGCCAGGAUAGCGGAGAACUACACGGCGGUGGUAAGCCCUGACAUUACCACCAUCGAGCUGAACACCUUCGAGUUUGUGAAGCCGUCGCCCUACGGACAGGGCCACAACCGGGGGAACUUUGACUGGAGUCUGUCCUUCGGCUGGGAGGGGCUCCCCGACCACGAGAAGCGGCGACGGAAAGACGAGACCUAUCCCAUCAAAACACCAACAUUUGCUGGUGGACUUUUUUCCAUCUCGAAGGACUACUUCUACCAUAUCGGUAGUUAUGAUGAAGAAAUGGAAAUUUGGGGAGGGGAGAACAUUGAGAUGUCUUUUCGGGUGUGGCAGUGUGGGGGGCAGCUGGAAAUCAUCCCCUGCUCCGUGGUGGGACAUGUCUUCCGCACCAAAAGCCCCCAUACCUUCCCCAAGGGCACACAGGUGAUCGCCCGCAACCAGGUGCGCCUGGCGGAGGUCUGGAUGGAUGAGUACAAGGAGAUCUUCUAUCGCAGGAACAGGGAGGCAGCGUCCAUGGCCAAAGAAAAGUCCUUUGGAGAUAUCUCCAAGCGCAUGGACCUCCGGCACCACCUGCAGUGCAAGACCUUCUCCUGGUAUUUGAAGAACGUGUACCCAGAAGUCUUUACGCCUGAUCUGAACCCACUUCGCUUUGGCUCGGUGAAGAAUAUGGGCAGGGAUUUGUGCCUGGAUGCCGGGGAGAACAAUGAGGGUGGCAAAAGCCUAAUCAUGUACCCCUGCCAUGGGCUUGGAGGAAACCAGUAUUUCGAGUAUUCCACGCGCCGCGAGAUCCGCCACAACGUCCAGAUGGAGCUCUGCUUGCAUGGGACAGAGGCGGCGGUCAAGCUGGAGCGCUGUCAGUAUGAAGGCCACAACACUUUUGUUGGAGUCCAGCAGAAGUGGGAGAUCAUGGAGAACCAGCUAAUCUUCAACCCUGCGUUGAACCUGUGCCUGUCUGCCCGUCGGGAGCACCCACUCCUUGUCCCCUGUGACCCUUCAAACCGCUUCCAGCUCUGGGCAUUCAUCUGAAAAUCCACAGAAACUUCUGAAGUAGAGAGUCAGGUGGACUUUUUUUUUUAAAAAAAGGAAUGUGUUUUUUUGUAUUUUUAUUAAUUUAUUUUUAUAUGUGAAAUUUACACUGCUAGACACUUGAAUUCUGAGCCAAGACCCACUUGGACCUCCGGGAAGGCAGCACACUAGGCUAAUCUGAACAUUCCUGAAUUUUCAUGUUUACACUCUAUUUUAAAGAAGUGUGAGGAUAAUUCCUUUAGUAUUUGGUGUUGAAUGUGUAUCGACAAAAGGUAUUUCUCACAGGGGGUGCGGUGGCGCAGUGGGUUGGACCGCAGUCCUGCUGUCCGGUGGG